Molecule: messenger RNA, 10632 nt
Organism: Plasmodium falciparum 3D7
Lineage: Eukaryota; Apicomplexa; Aconoidasida; Haemosporida; Plasmodiidae
Gene: TREP
Product: TRAP-like protein
Exons: 2
Coding region: 1-10632 (3543 amino acids)
Source: RefSeq, a predicted model, not a curated record
AUGAAUUUUUUUUCUAUUUUCAUAAUCCUUAAUUUUUUUAUGCUCAGUUUAACUUCAAGUUUGGGAAAUGGAUUUUUACAUUCUUCCAUAACAUUUAGUAAUGAUUUCUGUAAAGGAAUGAACUUACAUUUUCUUAUUAGUGCUGAAGAAAUUGAUAGUAAAUUCUUUUUAAACAAAAUGCUACUAUUAAUUUUAGGAGGUUCAUCUUAUAUGAGAUACAGUAAAGAGAAUUAUUUUUCUGUUUCUAUAUAUGAUAAGAAGCUAGUAUAUAAAAAUAUAAAAAAAAUUGAAAACAUACAAGGGGCAUCUUAUUAUGAACAACUGCAAUCAGCCUUUAAAAAACAUAUAAAACCUAGUGCUAGGAGAACCAAUUUAUAUGAAUCCUUAAAAGAAUAUUAUGAAAAAUAUAUAAUAGGAAAUAAAAAUAUAAAAAAAUCAAAAAAUAUUAUCAUUAUUGUAAAAAAAUUUACAUCAGAUGAUUUAUCUGAAUAUCAUGAAAAUUUAAAUAGGUAUAUUAAAGAAAUUAGAAGUAAAGAUGUUGGUAUAUAUUUUUUUUCUGAUGAUAGUAUCUAUUCUAAAAACAUAAUACUUAAUAUUUCAGAAAGUGGAUAUAAUAUGGAGGUACAGUAUCCCAUAGCUCACUUUGUAAGUGAAUCAUAUCGUGCUAAUGAUCUUUUUGGUGUUAAAAAAUUCUGUUAUCAAUUAUUACAUGGUGCAACUUGUAAGAGUUAUAAUGAGUGGUCAGAAUGGUCAGGUCCAUGUGAAUUUGAAAGAAGACAAAGAAUAAUUCCUCUUAAAAUAACAAACAUUGAGUCUACUAAUUUUCGUUCCCAUUAUGAUCCUUCAUGUAGGAAUGUUUUUGAUUAUAGCAUGUCAAUAAAAGAAGAUUUUCGUGUAAAUUGUAAGAAUUCUAUAUACGAAUGUAGGGGUAUAUGUGACAAAGGGUAUAAAUUCAAGCCUUAUGCGAAAUCUAACGAAAUUGUGGAAUCAUAUGAAGAAUGCAAUGAUUUACCUCCAUGUACAAGGGAUCAAAGAAAAAAUGGAGAUCAUACUUUAUACGCAGAUGUUAUUCUAAAUUCUUUAUUAUCAGAAUCUUCUAUUCAACAAAUUAGAGAUCGUGAUGAUCGUGCACUUAUCGAAAAAGAUAUGCCGGGUGAUACAGAAGAAAUGUCAAAUGAACGUCGAAUAAAGGAUAUGCACCUUUUCCUUGAUAAUAAAAUGAAGUACAUGAUAGAUAAACAACAUAAACUCAUCGAACAGUUACAAAAAGAUAUUCAAGAUAGAAAAAACAAAAAAGAUGGAAUCAUAGAGGACAAAAAAAAAGAAGUAGAAGAGAAAAAAGAACAGGUAGAAGAAAAAAAAGAAGAAAUGGAAGAGAAAAAAGAACAGGUAGAAGAAAAAGAAAAUCAGGAGCAAAAAGAGAAUACGAAUUUACAAGAGACCAAAACAAUCAACGAAUCACCUAUAAUAGAUAUGAAAAAUAAUGAAAAUACAUUACAGCAUACACAGAAAGAAGAGGAAAUAAAAAGGACGAGAAAACCUAUUGAUAAUUUUGAAAAUGAUGGAACUAAUAAGUUACAUGUAAUUAAUACAGGUAAUACAAAUACACAAAGUAGUCCAAAGGAUUUAGAUGGUGAUCAUUAUCCGAAUAAACAAAAUGUUUUAAAUAAUGAGCUUAAUAAAUUAGAAGAUCAAAAUGAAAAAGAUAAUGCAAAUGUUUUUUCAAUUCCAAUUAACGGAGAGAAUAUAAAAAAGAAAGAUAUAUACGAACAUCCCAAAGGAGUAGAAAGUGCAGAAGAUGUUCAUAUUAUACAUAAUCCCACAGAUCAAUCUAUAGAAAAUGGAAAUAAUAUAAUAAACAUGAAUAAUAAAUCUGGUAGCGAAAAUUCCUCUAAGAAUAUGAAUUCAGAAACACACAAUAUAAGUGAUCCUUUUAAUCUUAAACAUUUGAAAAAAAAUAAUGAUCAUGAUGGUAGUUCCGAAGCUAAUGGGAAUACAUCUUCAUAUAAUGAUAAAAAGGAAGACGUUGAAAUAAAUUUAGAACGAAAGGUUGUGGAACAAACGAAUGAACACAAAGAAACAGGCCAGUCCGAUUUGAAUCAUGAGAAAAAAGAAGAGAGUAUAUAUAUAAAUAAAGAAAAUAAAGAAGGGGAUAUAAUUAGGAAUAAUGGUGAGAAUGUUGAAAUACAUCUAGGAAAUAAUAGAAAAAAAAUUGUCGAUCUAAAAAAAGAAGACAUCGAAAAAAAUGUUAAUGUAAAACAUUUAAGCGUAGAUGAUUAUGGAUAUGAAUUGGAAGGUAAAAGAAUUAUAGGAGCAAACAAAAAUGAAGAUAAAGAAAUAGAAAAUAAGAAUGCAGAGGGUAAAAAAAUUGUAGAUAAAGAAAUAGAAAAUGAAUUUGUAGGAGGUAAACAAAGUGGUACUAAAGAAAUAGAAAAUGAACUUAUAGGAGGAAAACAAAUUGAAGAUAAGAAAAUUAGUGGUGAACAAAACCAAGGUGAGUAUGUUAAAGGUGAAAAAGAUAAUGGAGUGCAUGUUAAGGUUCAACAUAUAGAUGGUCAACAUAUUGAGGAUCAUGAUAAUGAAGACCACCAUAUAAAAGAUCAUCAAACUGGUGGUAAGCAAGGAACAGAUGAGAAAAAUGAAUAUAAUAACACACAAGACUCAAGCCUAACAUAUGGAAAAGAUAAGGAUGAAGAAUUUACAACUGAAAGCUCAAAUAUAAAUUAUACGCCAUAUAUAGAAAAGAACAAUCUUUCAUUGAAAACUGAUAAAAUAUAUGAACCACAUGUAGUGGAGGAAAUAAAUGAAGAAGAUAAGUUAUCAAAAGAAAAGACCGAAAGAUUUUCAAAUAAUCAAGAAAUUAUAAGAAAGUAUGAGCAAGAAAAUCAUAAAAUAAAUGAACAUGAGGAAGAAGAACCUGAUAAAAUUAAAUAUAAAAAUCUGAAUAUAGAACCACAGGUUGGCCAUAAAAUACGUGAGAAAAAUAUAGAUGAUGAUGUAGAGAAAAAGAAAUAUGAAUUUACAAAUACAGAAGAAACUUAUAAGAAUAAUGAGAAGAAUCAUAAUUUGAUUGGGAAAAAUGAAGUAUCAGAUGAAACUAUGAAUGAAUAUAUUAUAUCCCCUAAAUCAGAAAUUAUAAAUGAACAAGAAAAUACUCCUCAAUAUGAAGAAGUCUUAUCAAAAAAUAUUAAUAAUGAUAAAGAUAACGGAAAACGAAUAAACAAUAACGAUCAAUUAGAGUCUCCUAUAUUAUCAAAUGAAAAGAAAACCGAUGAUAUCCAUAUUAUAGAGGAAAAGGAAAAAAUAGAUAAACCUAUUCAUAAUAAUGAUCUUGAAAAUCAAAACCAUGAAAAAAAACAUAUACAGGAUGACAAACUAGAAGAAUAUUCAACCUUACCUAAUUCUAAGGAAAUGAAAAAUAUAUCAGGUGAUAAUAUAGAAAAUAAUUUAUUAUCUAACAAAAAGGAAGAAAAUCACAAAAUAAUUCAUGAAAAUAUAGAAGAAGAUACUACAUCAAAGGAUAAUGAAAAAAAUAUGCAAAAUUAUAUUAUCCAUGAUGACCUGGGGAAGAAAGAUAUAUCUAGGGAAAAUACUGGAGAAGAUAUUAGUCCAAAUAAAUAUUUAAAAAAUAAAGAAAAUUAUGGUAUAUUAGAUGAUAAAGGAAAAAUUAAAAUAUACGAAGAAAAUAAUGAAGAAUAUGUUACUGAUGUUGGAAGUGGGGAGAACAAAGUAUCUGAGGGAAAUAGUAACGAUAAUAUUAUGCCAGAAGAAUAUGGGAAAAAUAAGAAUUCUCAAGAAAAUAGUGAAGAUAACAUUAUGACAGAGAAAAAUGGAAAAAAUAAAUCUUCUGAAGAAAAUACUGACGAUAAUAUUAUGACAGAGAAAAAUGGAAAAGAUAAAUCUUCUGAAGAAAAUGCUAACGAUAAUAUUAUGACAGAGAAAAAUGGAAAAAAUAAAUCAUCUCAGGGAAAUAUUGACGAUAACAUUAUGACAGAAAAAAAUGGGAAAAAUAACAAUUCUCAGGAAAAUAGUGACGAUAACAUUAUGACAGAAGAAUAUGAGAAAAAUAAGAAUUCUCAAGAAAAUACUGACGAUAACAUUAUGACAGAGAAAAAUGGAAAAAAUAAAUCUUCUGAAGAAAAUACUGACGAUAAUAUUAUGACAGAGAAAAAUGGAAAAGAUAAAUCUUCUGAAGAAAAUGCUAACGAUAAUGUUAUGACAGAGAAAAAUGGAAAAAAUAAAUCUUCUGAAGAAAAUGCUGACGAUAAUAUUAUGACAGAGAAAAAUGGAAAAAAUAAAUCUUCUGAAGAAAAUGCUGACGAUAAUAUUAUACGAGAAGAAAAUGGGAAAAAUAAAUCAUCUCAGGAAAAUAGUGACGAUAACAUUAUGACAGAAGAAUAUGGGGAAAAUAAGAAUUCCCAUGAAAAUAGUGAAGAUAACAUUAUGACAGAAGAAUAUGGGAAAAAUAAAUCACCUCAGGAAAAUAUUGACGAUAAUAUUAUACCAGAAAAAAAUGGGGAAAAUAAAAAUUCUCAACAAAAUAGUGACCAUAACAUUAUGACAGAAAAAAAUGGGGAAAAUAAAAAUUCUCAACAAAAUAGUGACCAUAACAUUAUGACAGAAGAAUAUGAGAAAAAUAAGAAUUCUCAAGAAAAUACUGACGAUAACAUUAUGACAGAAGGAUAUGGGAAAAAUAAGAAUUCUGAAAAAAACAAGGAAGAAGAUAUAGCAUCAUAUGAGAUAGAUAAAAAUAGAAUAUCUCAUGAAAAUGAUCAAGAACAUUUUACUCCUUAUGAAAGUAGAAUAAACAAAGAAUUUCAUACAAAUGUUGAUUAUAAUAUUGUAUCAGGUGAUAAUGAAGAAAAAGGUAUAUCUGUGAAAAAUAUUAGCGAAGAUAUUAUUCCAGAUGGAAAAGGAAAAAAUAUACAAGAUGAUAUAAUCCUAGAAGAAAAUGGGGAAAAUAAAAAUUUUGAGGAAAAUAUUGAAGAAGAUAAAAUAUCAGAUAAGACCCAGAAAAGUAAAAUAUCUCAUGAAAAUGCUGAAGGACAUUUUACUCCAUAUGAAAGUGGAAAAAAUAAAAUAUCUGAUGAAAAUGAUGUAGAAUACAACAUUUCAGAUAUUAAUACAAAUAAAGAUCAAGAAGAAGUUGAAAGUAAACGUAUAUUUGAAACAAAUGAUAAUAUCAACAAACAUAUAUCAUCAAGUGAUAAUAAUAAAAUUAACAAAAUGAAACAAAAUAACAUAUUAAUAAAUGAAUCACAAGAUAAAAAUAUUGAUGUACAUAAUAAAUUAGAUAAAAUUCUUAAAAACGAACAUGUAACAUCUGAUGAAUCUUUAGAAAAAAUUAAGGAAGAAAAUGGAAAUACACGAAAAAAUAAAGGAUCAAUUAACAAUGAGGAGAAGAUCGAAGAAGAGAAAGAAAAUGUAAAAAAUGAUGAAACUAUAAUUGGAAAGAAGGAAGAAAAUACAGAAUCGGAUGAUUUGAAAAUACAAAAGAUAUCUAAUGAAAAUAUUAACAAAAACAUACUAUACACUGAUAAUUAUAACAAGGAUAAGUCAUAUAAUGCACAAGGGGGAACCCAUGGAGAAAAUGAUGAAACAACUAAUGGAACUAAUAUAUCAAAUGAUGGAUUGGAUAAAAAUGUUAAGAUAGAUCAGUAUAUUUCAAAAGGAGAAAAUAUUCUUCAGGAAAAUAAGGAAGAUAUAAUACCAAGUGUAACAAUUAAUAAUAGUUUAGGUGAUAAAUAUGUAAAAGAAAAUUUAUCACCAGAGGAUAUAAAAAAGAUGGAAGUAGCUCAUAAAAAUAUUCAAAAUAUUACAUCUGAAGAUGAAUUGGGAACACAAAAAAAAGAUAAUGAACGAAAUAAAGAAGAUAAAUCACCAAAUGGUGUUGAAGAAAAUCAUCAAGAAAAUGAUAAAAUUAUAGGGGAAGUAAACUUAUCAAAUAUGAAUAUGAACGAAAGUAAUAUAGGAAAUAGUGACACGAUAAAUCAACAUUUACUUAAUGAAGGAAAAAAUAUACAUCAUAAAGGCAAUGUCAAUAGUGAGACUAAUGAAAUGACGAAUAAUAGUGGAACACAAAAUAUUAUAUCAAAUGAACAAUUCGAAAAAAAUAUAAUUAGAGGAGAUGAUAUAAAAGAUAAAAUGAAUGAAAAUGUUAAAAUAGAAGAUGAAACAGGAAACAAUAUAAAAAUUAACAAAUAUAAUGAUAAUGCUAAAAUAUUAAAUGAAUUAAUUAUUAAAAAUCAAGGAACUCAGGAUAGUGAUGCAGAUGAUAUAUCAACAAACGGUAGUGAUAAAAUGGAUCAAAUAGAAAAUAAAAAUGAAAAUAUACAUAAAAUAAAUAAUGUAAAUGUCGAAAAAGAUAAAAUAUCAAAUGACAAGGAAGACAAUAUUGUACCCCCUGAACAUAAAGAGCAUGAUAUUAUAUCAGAUAAUAAAAAAAAAGAAUUUGAUAAUGUACUGGAAAUACCAAUUAAAGGACAUAAUAUAUUAGAUGAUAAAGAGACAAUAACUGAACAAGUUGAAGAAAAAAGUAUAGGACAAGAUAAAAGUAUGGAGAAUAAUAAUGUAUCUACUAAUGAUGGGAAAGAUAUUCAUAUACAAGAGGAAGAUAUAAAAGGAAAUAUAAUUAAUAAUGUUAAUGACAAACAUAGUGAAUCAAAAAAAAAUAACUUACAUAUUGAUGAACCAAAUAAAUAUGUUGAGGAAAAAGAAAUCAAAAAGCAUGAAAUAGCAGAUCAUGAUAUUAAGAAAGAAUUUAAGGAAAUACAAGAAAAUGAUUCUAAUAAAAAUGAACCAUCAAACGAAAAUAUUUUAGUAGAUGUAAAUGCACAAGAUGAUAAAAAUAUAUCUAAAUUAACUAAUGAUUUGCAUGAUCAGGAAAAAGGAACAAAUAAUGAUUCAGUUGUAGAACAUAAUGUAUCAGAUAAAACAAUAGGUAAACAUAAAUUUAAAAAUGAAAAAAUUGGAGAUAUCGAAUCAUUUGAAACAAAUAUUAAUGAGAAUAAUGAAAAAAUUGUCGAUUCAAUAAAUGGAAAUGGUAUUAGACAAAAAAUUGUACAGAAUGAAAAUAAAAAUAAUUUGAAUAAUCAAGAUAAUAAAGAAUAUAAUGAACAUAUUACCAUACCAAAUGAAAAAAUACAAGAAAGUGGAUAUAUCAAUUACAAGAAGGAGAAUGAAAAGGAUGUACAAAAUCAAUUUAACGGAAAUGAACAAAUAAGUUCCAAUGUAUCACAAACGGAAGGAGAAAGAAAAGAAAAUUAUAUAAUAGAUGGAGAAAAUCAUAAUUCUACAGACCAAAUAAAUAAUAUAAAAAUGGAAGGUGAUAUAAGUAGUAAUGAGGAACAUAAAAAGAUCAAUUCAAAUUUUAAUGAUGAAAAAGAAAUAAAAAAUAAUACUAGAGAAAUACCGAUAAUGGAACAUAAUUUCAAUACAAAUAUGGAUAGUGUUAAUGAUGAUAAAAUAAAAGAGGAAAUGUCACAUAUAAAAAAUAUGGAAUAUGUAGUAGAUAGUUUUGAUAAAAUAGAUAAUGCACCCAAUGAACAAAAUAUAAUUGAUCAUAAUGGAAAACAUUCUGUGAUUAAAGGAGAAAUAAAAGAAGACACAAAACAUGAAAAAGAAAAUGCAAAACAAAUGAACGAAGAAAUAAAAAAUGUAAAGGAACAAGAAAUAGAACAUGAAAGGAAAAAUGAAACGAAAGAGGAAAAGGAACAAAGUAUAAAAGAAGGAAAAAAUAAAGAAUUUGAAGAGGGAAGGAAUAAAGAAUUUGAAGAGGGAAGGAAUAAAGAAUUUGAAGAGGGAAGGAAUAAAGAAUUUGAAGAGGGAAGGAAUAAAGAAUUUGAAGAGGGAAGGAAUAAAGAAUUUGAAGAGGGAAGGAAUAAAGAAUUUGAAGAUGGAAGGAAUAAAGAAUUUGAAGAGGGAAGGAAUAAAGAAUUUGAAGAGAGAAGGAAUAAAGAAUUUGAAGAGGGAAGGAAUAAAGAAUUUGAAGAAGGAAAGAAUAAAGAAAUUAAAGAAGUAAAUGACAAAAAAUUUGAAGAAGGAAAGAAUAAAGAAAUUAAAGAAGGAAAUAAGAAGAAAGUUCAAGAACAAAAUGACAAAAAAUUUAAUGAAGAAAUAGAAAAACUAAUCGAAGAAGGAAACGAGAAAGAAAUUAAAGAAGGAAGGAAUAAAGAAAUUAGAGAAAGAAAUGAUAAAGAAAUUAACGAAGGAAAUGAUAAAAAUUUUGAAAAAGAAAUAGAAAAGCAAAGUGAAGAAGCAAACGAGAAAGAAAUUAAAGAAGGAAACGAUAAAAUAUUUGAAGAAGGAAAUUAUAAAGAAAUUAACGAGGGAAAGAAUAAAGAAUUUGAAGAAGGAAAUAAUAAAGACGUUAAAGAAGAAAAUGAGAAGGAAAUUAAUGAAGGAAAUGAGGAGGAAAUUAAUGAAGGAAAUGAGAAGGAAAUUAAAGAAGGAAACGAGAAAGAAAUUAAAGAAGGAAACGAUAAAAAAUUUGAAGAAGGAAAUGAUAAAGAAAUUAAAGAAGGAAAUGAUAAAGAAAUUAAAGAAGGAGAUUAUAAAAAAUUUGAAGAAGAAAUCGAAAAACAAAUUGAAGAAGGAAAUGAUAAAGAAAUUGAAGAAGAAAUAGAAAAAAAAAUUGAAGAAGCGAACGAUAAAAAAUUUGAAGAAGGAAAUGAUAAAGAAAUUAAAGAAGGAAAUGAGAAGGAAAUUAAUGAAGGAAAUGAUAAAGAAAUUAAAGAAGGAGAAUAUAAAAAAUUUGAAGAAGAAACAGAAAAACAAAUUGAAGAAGGAAAUGAUAAAGAAAUUAAAGAAGGAGAAUAUAAAAAAUUUGAAGAAGAAACAGAAAAACAAAUUGAAGAAGGAAAUGAUAAAGAAAUUGAAGAAGAAAUAGAAAAAAAAAUUGAAGAAGCGAACGAGAAAAAAAUUAAAGAAGAAAACGAUAAAAAAUUUGAAGAAGGAAAUGAUAAAGAGGUUAAAGAAGAAAAUGAUAAAGAGGUUAAAAAAGGAAAUGAUAAAGAAUUUGAAGAAGGAAAUGACAAAAAAUUUGAAGAAGGAAAUGAUAAAGAAAUUAAAGAAGGAAACGAGAAGGAAAUUAAAGAAGGAAACGAGAAGGAAAUUAAAGAAGGAAACGAGAAGGAAAUUAAAGAAGGAAACGAGAAGGAAAUUAAAGAAGGAAACGAUAAAAACUUUGAAGAAGAUGAUUACAAAAAAUUUGAAGAAGGAAAGAAUAAAGAAUUUGAAGAGCGAAUGAAUAAAGAAUUUGAAGAGCGAAUGAAUAAAGAAUUUGAAGAAGGAAAUAAGAAAGUAGUUGAAGAAGGAAAUAAGAAAGUAGUUGAAGGAGGAAGGAAUAAAGAAUUUGAAGAAGGAAAGAAUAAACAAUUUGAAGAAGUAAUGAAUAAAGUAAUUAAAGAAGGAAAUGAGAAGGAAAUUAACGAAGGAAAUGAUAAAGAAAUUAAUGAAGGAGAAUAUAAAAAAUUUGAAGAAGAAACAGAAAAACAAAUUGAAGAAGGAAAUGAUAAAGAAAUUAAAGAAGGAGAUCAUAAAAAGUUUGAAGAAAAAAUAGAAAAACAAGUUGAAGAAGGAAUGAAUAAAGUAAUUAAAGAAGGAAAUGAGAAGGAAAUUAACGAAGGAAAUGAUAAAGAAAUCAAAGAAGGAGAAUAUAAAAAAUUUGAAGAAGAAAUAGAAAAACAAAUUGAAAAAGAAAAUAAUAAAGAAAUUAAAGAAUUAAAUGAUAAAAAAAUUAAAGAAGCAAAUGAUAAAGAAAUUAACGAAGGAAAUAACAACACAAUUGAAGUCGGAACUGAAAAAGAAAAUAAAGAUAAAAAAGAGGACAAACUUGCACCUCAAGAAUUCUCAUCUGAUAUGGUCAAGGGUAAUGAGAAGAAUGUAGAAAUAUCAGAAAGUAAUAAUAAUAUUAAUAAUAAAAUAGAUAGUGAAUAUACAAAAUUUCCCGAUAAUCUGAAUAACAAUUCAAAUGCAUCAGAGGAUGAUAAAAAAAAAGAAAAAGUAAUAAACGAUAUUAUUGAUAACGUUAUGCAUGAUUAUGAUAAUUCUAUGAAAGAUGAUAAGAAAGCAAGUGACAUAAACGACAAGAUAGACAAACUAGGUGAUAUUGUAGAAAAUACAAAAAACAUAUCAGAAGGAAAAAAUAGUUUUCCAUAUAAAUAUUAUACUGAUACUAAAAGUGUUCAUAAAAUUAUUUACAAAAAAUCAAAAGAUGGAGAAAUGGAAAGGAAAAAAUUUAUAAUUGUUGGUCAGAACAAUUUUAUUAUUGAUUCCGAUGAUAUGAAAAAUCCAUAUCCUAAAAAAUUGUCCGAUGAGGUUAAUAAACACUUGGAAGAACAGAUAAAUAAAGAUAUAUCGAAUACAUUAAGUAAGGAUGAAAAGGAAAAAAAGGAAAAGAAAUAUGCAUAUUCUAACACGUUCAAAUAUGCAGGUGCAACCGUUUUAGCUGGUUUAUUUGUAUUAUUAGCAUCUGUGCUUGUUUUUAAAAAGGUUAAAGGUUUUACAUAUAAGAAUAAUGACUAUACAAAUGAUUUACAGUAUCACUUUAAUUCAGUGAUUUUAUUAGAUGAAGAAAAGGGAAAAGAUACUGAUUGUGGCACAAUCAGUUACAUGGAUGAAAGCUGGUCUUGA